Messenger RNA from Nicotiana tabacum (common tobacco), 774 nucleotides. The record is from RefSeq and is a predicted model, not a curated record. Lineage: Eukaryota; Viridiplantae; Streptophyta; Magnoliopsida; Solanales; Solanaceae.
AUGGGCGAUUUGGGAAGUCAAAACUUUAGGGCCCUCGAACUGGACAGGCCUUAUGAGGGAGAUGAUCCUUUUUGUGGUCUAUUUACUGGUGUCGAGGAUGCUGCUGACAGUAACGAUGCAUCAGAUCUUUUUCAUGGAGUGCAGCAGGCUUUAAAUCAGGCCGUGGCAGCUCAUCGAGAAGCAUGUUCUCGAUCCCGAGUUGAGUUGCGUCGAUACGAGGUCGACCUCCAACGGGUUACGGAGGAGAGGAAUGCCCUCAAACUCCUCUUAGGGAAAAAAAGGGAGGAAAUCAAGGACCUCUGUGCUAAGUUGAUUAAAGCUCACCAAGAUCAGACCGAUCUGUCCGAGCAGGAGAAAGGCUUGAUUCAAGCAUGGAAAACGGAGGAGCUUGAGGCUCGGUUGGCCUCUGAACUUGCCAAGGCUGAAAAAACAAAGGCCGAUGCAGAUGCAUUUGUGGCUAUUUAUCGGGCUGAUGCUGAAGCCGCUCAGUCACAUGCGAGAGAGGUUUCCGACACCGCUCGAACUCGAGCACAUUGGAUCUCCGAAUUUGCCAAAUGCCAAUAUAGGAGGGAAACCCUCGAGGAGAUCCAUGCUCGGGGCUUUGAUCUUUCUAAAGAGAUAACAAAGGCAAGAGAGCUUGAAGCUGGGUCCUUAGCCUCCGAUGAUGAUGGCGAUGAUGAUGAUGACGACGACGAUGACAAUGACCGGAGCAAGAGUGGGUCUCAGAGUGGGGAGGAGCCCGAUGGAGAAAAGACUGCUCCUGUAGACAAUUAG